Melanotaenia boesemani (Boeseman's rainbowfish) is the source of this 2968-nucleotide messenger RNA. RefSeq names its product tyrosine-protein kinase CSK. Lineage: Eukaryota; Metazoa; Chordata; Actinopteri; Atheriniformes; Melanotaeniidae. The record is from RefSeq and is a predicted model, not a curated record. Gene Ontology annotation, molecular function: protein binding; ATP binding; protein tyrosine kinase activity. The transcript has 13 exons. Bases 313 to 1665 code for a protein of 450 amino acids. Gene Ontology annotation, biological process: protein phosphorylation; adherens junction organization; regulation of Fc receptor mediated stimulatory signaling pathway.
GAUUGAGCGGAGACCAUUUCCUUCCAGCAGAAGGCCUUGCUAACUGGUGCUCCUCCACUUACACGCAAACAUACACACAUAUGCAGUCAGAGAUCAGACAACCGUCAAAGGAGAGCCACGUUUGGGAUUGUCCGAUAUUACCACCGCAAAAUCUGGAUGUCCCUAGCCGCAGGAGUUAUCCUCAUGGGCCUUCAUCGCUAAUUUGCAGCAACAUCUGGUCGACACUACAGUGGUAUCUUUUAGCUCUGAUGGUACUAGCUGAACAGUGACCACUGCCUGCCUGAGGACACCUGCUGCCCAAAUCCCCUCAUCAUGUCUGGGAUCCAUGCGCCAUGGUCGACUGGCACAGAGUGUGUAGCCAAGUAUAAUUUCCAGACGGCAAAUGAACAAGACCUGCCCUUCUGUAAAGGAGAUGUACUGACCAUCAUUGGAGCCACCAGGGAUCCAAACUGGUACAGAGCGAAGAACACGGUGGGCAGAGAGGGUACCAUUCCAGCUAACUAUGUCCAGAAAAGGGAGGGAGUCAAGUCAGGAGGGAAACUCAGCCUCAUGCCCUGGUUUCAUGGGAAGAUAACUCGUGAGCAGGCAGAGCGGCUCCUCUACCCUCCAGAGACGGGUCUGUUCCUGGUGAGGGAGAGCACCAACUAUCCUGGUGACUACACCUUGUGCGUCAGCUGCGACGGGAAGGUGGAGCACUACCGCAUCAUCUACCACAACGGCAAACUCACCAUCGAUGAAGAGGAGUACUUUGAGAAUCUCAUGCAGCUGGUGGAGCACUACACCAAAGACGCUGAUGGCCUUUGUACCAGGCUGAUUAAACCCAAGUUGAUGGAGGGGACAGUGGCGGCUCAGGACGAGUUCUCCAGGAGUGGUUGGGCCUUGAAUAGAAAGGAGCUGAAACUCCUCCAGACUAUUGGCAAAGGGGAGUUUGGAGAUGUGAUGGUGGGAGACUACAGAGGGACCAAGGUGGCAGUCAAGUGCAUCAAAAAUGAUGCGACAGCACAGGCUUUCAUCGCCGAGGCCUCCGUCAUGACGCAACUGAGGCACAACAACCUGGUGCAGUUGCUAGGUGUCAUUGUCGAAGAGAGGGGCAGUCUCUACAUUGUCACAGAGUACAUGGCUAAGGGCAGCCUAGUGGACUACCUGCGCUCCAGAGGACGGACCGUUCUCGGUGGAGACUGCUUACUCAAGUUCUCACUGGAUGUGUGUGAAGCCAUGGAGUAUCUGGAGGCCAACAACUUCGUCCACAGAGAUCUGGCAGCUCGUAACGUGCUGGUGUCUGACGACAACAUCGCCAAGGUCAGCGACUUCGGCCUCACCAAAGAGGCCUCUUCUAUUCAGGACACUGCCAAGCUGCCCGUCAAGUGGACCUCCCCCGAAGCACUAAGAGAGAAGCGGUUUUCCACCAAGUCGGACGUGUGGAGUUAUGGAAUCUUACUUUGGGAGAUUUACUCCUUUGGCCGUGUGCCUUACCCUAGAAUUCCGCUGAAAGACGUGGUGCCACGGGUAGAGAAGGGGUACAAGAUGGAUGCCCCAGACGGCUGCCCGCCCGUGGUGUACGACCUGAUGAAGCAGUGCUGGACCCUGGACCCCGUGAUACGGCCCUCCUUCCGCAUGCUGAGGGAGAAGUUGCAGCAUAUCAGAGCCAAGGAGCUCUACCUGUGAAGAGGAGGUGCAGAUGAGGGGGAGCGGGGGCGUAAAGGGAGAGAGAAAGAGGGGCAACAUGCAACCUCAGCACAGAUGGAUACUAGGAGGAGGAGAAGGAGAAGUGGGACCACAGCACCUUCCUCCUGGUUGCACAGCCUGUUGACUUGUGGGACUGCCAUAUUGUGCCCCCCUCCCCAGACCUCAGACGUCCACCAGCCGUCCUCUGCUUCCACACUAGGACUGUUUUUCUGUUUGUGUUGUAUAACUUUUGCCAGACAACUUCCUGUUCUCUGGACAGGCCGCUGCCCCUUCCUUCCUCUCCUCCCUUUCUCACCAUCACCUGGUCGAAGCUGCUCUUCUUCCUCCACCUUCAUGAUCCCUCUUUCUUCUUUGUGUUUCUACCCCUCAUCCUCCUCCCCCCCCUGAAACAUGGCAUUAACUGGAGGGGGGGCUGGCCUUUUCCUCCACGUUUGUCAGGUGCUCUUAUUUCUUCACCCCACCCCUCCUUUAUCAUUCCUGGAUCCCCACAUCGUCAUGUGAUUCUGCAUGCCUUUCAGCCCAGCUCUGCCAUUCCAUCCUUCCUUCGCUCCUCACCUCCCCCCUCGGUCGUGUUGUCAGGUGUGGGGCCUUCGCUCUGUGCCAAAGUGCCUCCAGUCUACAGGGCGCCAGACUUCCCUCCAACUCUUCUUUUAAUUGGACUGUUGAGGUUUCAUUUUUUAUUACUUUUUUAAGGCAAUCUUUUUUUAUUGCUUUCUCUUUUUUUCAGGGAGUUUAUUUUUCUUUCUUUUUUUAUUAUUAUUACAGUUGUCUCCCCCACCUCCAUCAUCCCCACUUCAGAUUUUUUUUUUUUUUUUUUUGGCUGCUUUUGGUUACCCCCCCUCCCACGUGUCCAUGAAGAGCACAUGAACAGGAAAUGAGGGGAUUUGGGGCCCAGUUUUAAUGUUUGCAGCCCAAAAGAGUGGCGUAGGGUGGUAGUGGUGGGGGGCAGGAUUAUAACAUGGGAAGAAGAUGGGGGGAGAGGCAGUUCACAAACAUGGUUGAUUCAUCAUAUGUGAGCUUGUUUUUAUAUCAAAAUAUAUUUAAAGGAUUACAAAAAAAAGGAAAAAAAAAAAAGGAACAAGGAAAAAAGCUGAGCGGGACAGAACAGAAAAGGACUGAGGAGCCAGGAGUGUCUUGGCCUUCAACAUGUUGGGUGUCUCUGAACUCUGGGGUUGGGGUGGUGCAUGCUGUGUGUGAGAGGCCUUGGGUUCAACUGUCAGUGCUUUCAAUGUUAAUUGUUUUAUUAUGCUAUCAUGAUUAUGAAUAAAUCAUUCCAUCUGAA